Heterostelium album PN500 is the source of this 1248-nucleotide messenger RNA. RefSeq lists its product as uncharacterized. The record is from RefSeq and is a predicted model, not a curated record. The coding region runs from base 1 to 1248 and encodes 415 amino acids. Lineage: Eukaryota; Evosea; Eumycetozoa; Acytosteliales; Acytosteliaceae. The transcript is spliced from 3 exons.
AUGAUUAGAUCUACAACAUCAAAACUUUUGUUGUUCAAUGGAUCAUCAAGAUCAUUUAUAAGAUCACCAUCACCAUUGUCAUCUACUACUACUACUUCACUAUUUUUAAAUAGAUAUAAUAAUAAUAAUAGUAUUAAUAAUACUCAUAUUUCGUCAAUAGCAAAUAUUAGAAGUUUUUCAUCUAGAGAUAGACAAGAUAGAGAAAGGGAAAGAGAAAGAGAAAGAGAUAGGGAUAACAGAUCAGAUAGAGAAAUUCAAAAGGAAAAACAAAGAGAUAGAUUAGAUAGAGAGAAACAACAAAGAUAUAAUAAUAAUAAUAAUAAUGGACAUUCAUCAAAUAAUAAUAUUAAUAUAAUGUUGAGUUGGAAGGUGAAAUCUAUAAAUGUUCAACAUUCUGCUUGGCAAAGACUUUCAGAAAGGAAAUUGGUUUCACUUCCAGAUGACUUUUCACUAGAGAAAGUAUUUUCAACAUCAAAUGUGAAAUGGCUUAGAUACAAUCCCAACAACAGUGAUACAGCUGAUUCAUCAAAUGAACAAAAUCAAACAGCAUCCACAUCGACAUCAACACCAUUAAGUGGAUCCGAUGUAUUUAUAUUUCCAUCGUUUGGAUGUGUUGUUAGUUGGGGUGUUCCGGAGCACGCUCAGCGACGUCUGUUGGCAUGGCUACAGGAAUACAAAGUCGAUGCACAUCCCGAUCAGCUCGAUAUCUACCGCUACACCGACAGUGGUAACCGCUUUGAAAUCACCAAAAACCAAGACUUGGUGACACUCUCGACCGACCCCGAAGCCAAUUUCAACGAGAAGUUUGCAGUGUCCUAUGCAUUUGCGCAGUCGGUGCGUCUCUUCCUCAUCGAGGACGACGUCAUGAAGCUCAGUGAGAAGGUGGCAUCGCUUCCCGACCAACUCUCUCGCAACGGAACUGUACAAAUCUCAAAGAAAGAAAUCGUAAUGCAACUAGGUGAACAAAUGAAAAUUAAGAACUAUCUUAAUCUUCAUUCCGAUAUUAUCGAUACUCCAGAACAUUUCUGGGAACAUACAGAAGGUGAAGGUAUCUAUAAAACAGUUAGAAGUCAUUGUGAAAUCGAUAAGAGAGUUAGAAUCAUGAAUGAAAGAUUAAACUUGAUAAGUGGAAUCUACGAUGUAAUCAAUGAUGAACAGAAACACAGUCAUUCCAUUCGUUUAGAGAGAAUCAUCAUUGCACUCAUUGCAGUAGAAGGUACAUCAAGUAUUUUACAUUGGUUCUUUUAA